This is a messenger RNA of Glycine soja, 2086 nucleotides long. Its product is annotated as beclin-1-like protein. Bases 238 to 1767 code for a protein of 509 amino acids. NCBI's taxonomy places the organism in Eukaryota, Viridiplantae, Streptophyta, Magnoliopsida, Fabales, Fabaceae. Gene Ontology annotation, biological process: autophagy; late endosome to vacuole transport; autophagosome assembly. Gene Ontology annotation, cellular component: phagophore assembly site; phosphatidylinositol 3-kinase complex, class III, type I; phosphatidylinositol 3-kinase complex, class III, type II. The record is from RefSeq and is a predicted model, not a curated record. The transcript is spliced from 10 exons.
UGCGCCUGGGAUUGAGAGCCUUCAGACGUUCAGUUAGAACAUUUUGACUUUGUUUGCCCCAUCGGAUUCGGAAUCUAUUAUCGUUUUUCUGUUGCAAUAUGUCACCUAUAUCACCUCACUGAAGCACCACAGUGAUAAUAUUUAAUGUCAUUUCCUUUUUCUUUUCUUCUUCGUAAUAAUUAAUCAAAUAAAAUAAAUAAUCGAGAAUCGGGCUUCAGUGAAGAGCGAAAAAAAGCGAUGAAGAAGGGCGAAAAUAAGGGCCGGACUCGGAGCUUCCCGGUGGACCCGAACGUGCCCCGAUGGGUUUGCCAGAACUGCCGCAACCCUCUCUGCAUCGUCGGCGCCGAUUCUUACGCCGACAAAUUCUUCAACGAUCCUUCUCGCUCCGGGAUGCAAGGGUCGUCCAUUCAUGGUGCCAGCAGUGUGCUGAGUACGACUAAAAUGGACAAUUCAUAUGUGGUGUUGCCCAAGCAGAGACCUCUGGCUCAGGGAAAUGCUCCUCGGCCACGCGGUGAUGCCGCUGCACAGCCUGGGAAGGCGAUGGAGGAGUCAUUUGUGGUUGUGUACAAGUCUGAAUCGGGGAUUGAUGGAAACGGGGCGCAUUUGUUGGGCACAGGGGCUGAUUCUGGUGGCCAUUUGCCGCCUCAUAACUCUGGGUUUAAUUCUACUAUUACUGUCCUGACUCGAGCAUUUGAGAUUGCCACGACACAGACGCAGGUUGAACAGCCUUUGUGCCUUGACUGCAUGAGGAUUUUGUCAGAUAAGCUUGAUAAAGAGGUUGAAGAUGUCAACAGGGACAUUGAAGCAUAUGAAGCCUGUCUUAAACGCUUGGAAGGGGAGGCUAGAGAUCUCCUCAGUGAGGCUGAUUUUCUUAAAGAGAAAUUGAAGAUUGAGGAAGAAGAACGAAGACUUGAAGCAGCAAUUGAAGAAACCGAGAGACAGAAUGCUGAAGUAAAUGCUGAACUGAGGGAACUAGAGUUAAAAUCAAGUCGCUUUAACGAAUUGGAGGAGCGGUAUUGGCAUGAGUUCAACAAUUUUCAGUUUCAAUUAAUUUCUCAUCAGGAGGAGAGAGAUGCAAUUUUGGCCAAGAUUGAAGUUUCACAAGCACAUUUAGAAUUAUUGAAGCGUACAAAUGUGCUCAAUGAUGCCUUCCCCAUUUCUCAUGAUGGAGAGUUUGGAACAAUUAACAAUUUUCGACUUGGAAGACUUCCUAAAAUUCCUGUUGAAUGGGAUGAGAUAAAUGCUGCCUGGGGCCAAGCUUGCCUCCUUCUUCACACUAUGUGCCAGUAUUUCCGACCAAAGUUUCAAUAUCGAAUAAAGAUAAUUCCUAUGGGUAGCUACCCUCGAAUCACAGACACCAAUAACAGUACUUACGAGCUGUUUGGUCCAGUCAACUUGUUCUGGAGUACUCGCUAUGACAAAGCAAUGACAUUGUUUUUAGCAUGCCUCAAGGAUUUUGCAGACUUUGCCAAAUCCAAGGAUCAAGAGAAUAACAUACCACCUGAGAAAUGUUUCAAACUGCCUUACAAGAUUGAGAAUGACAAGGUGGAAAACUAUUCCAUCACCCAAAGCUUCAAUAAGCAGGAAAAUUGGACUAAAUCUCUCAAGUACACUCUUUGCAAUUUGAAAUGGGCUCUCUAUUGGUUUGUUGGAAAUACUAACUUCCAGCCUCUUUCAGCAAUGGUAUCUUCGCAUGCUGAAGUGCCGGCGGUUGGGCCUCUGUACACGAAGCGUGGUGUUGAUGCCAAAUCUGAAUCUCGAAACUGAACCUACUAAACAUAUGCUAGGUUAGGCUACAUAGUUAGGUCUCAUACAAAUGUGUACAUAGAACUACAAUAAAAAAUUGUUGCUUGAUCAAAAUGAAAAGGAUGUGUUUGGAGUUUGGCAUGAUGGGAGAUAUCUUUUCUACCGGAGAGUGCUUGCACAUUUGCAUGUUGUUCAUGAAAAGCAGCAUGUCAAAAGGGCCUCUCUCUCUCUCUCUCUCUCUCUCUCAAUUUUAAAGAUAAAAAGGGUGUUGAUUUGUACCAAUAAUUGGAUUAUUUAAAUUUAGAGCAUUCUCUUAAUAAGAAAUCACAAUUUGAUGUCA